AGGCAGACAGUGGGAGCAAGGCUAAGGGGCUGAGAGAAGAUAGCCUCUGUGUCAUAGUGGACUACAGUAUAUAUACUGGGCUAGUGGUCAGAGACGGGCAAACACAGACCAAGGCAGCAGUGGACAUUUUGUGCCUAUCCUCAGCAACAUCAUGUCUCAGCCAGGUGAAGUGAAGAAGAAGAAGCGUCCAGUGAUGAAGGCAGAGGACCUCAAAGGGGCCCGCAGCAAACUGGGACUCAAAGGGGAAGUGAAGAGCAAGACCUAUGAGGUCAUGGUCGAAUGUGAGCGUAUGGGAAAGACGGCGCCUUCGGUGUUCAGUGGUGUCCGGUCUGGAGCUGAGACCUCCAUUGAGAAGCCCAAACCCCCAGCAACCAGCGUCUUUGGCAAAUAGACCCUGCCCAGCGACCAGGCCCCAAGGAAAGACAACGGAACUUAAUCUAUCUGUUUGCAAAUGUUUAGCAGCUAGUAUGUGAAUGAAAAUACUCAGAGUACUCAAGCACAAUGCAGCCAUUUAACAAUUUCAGCACUGAAAUUGUGACUAAUGGAGGAAUUCUGUCCAUGCUUAUAAAGUGAUAUUUAGUUGUUUUGAUAAAUAAGUGCCUUUUAUAUUGACAUAACCAAAUUGUAACAUUUUACGACAAUUUCUGAUGUUUUUGUAAGUGUUUAGAUUACAGUCUUACUUUUAAA
Sardina pilchardus (European sardine) is the source of this 687-nucleotide messenger RNA. It is a transcript of the gene mustn1b, whose product is annotated as musculoskeletal, embryonic nuclear protein 1b. The coding region runs from base 152 to 391 and encodes 79 amino acids. The record is from RefSeq and is a predicted model, not a curated record. Gene Ontology annotation, biological process: tissue regeneration; chondrocyte differentiation; chondrocyte proliferation. Gene Ontology annotation, cellular component: nucleus. The transcript has 3 exons. NCBI's taxonomy places the organism in Eukaryota, Metazoa, Chordata, Actinopteri, Clupeiformes, Clupeidae.